Messenger RNA from Synchiropus splendidus (mandarinfish), 4548 nucleotides. It is a transcript of the gene dhx9, whose product is annotated as DEAH (Asp-Glu-Ala-His) box helicase 9. Gene Ontology annotation, cellular component: intracellular anatomical structure; nucleolus; ribonucleoprotein complex. Gene Ontology annotation, molecular function: 3'-5' DNA helicase activity; double-stranded RNA binding; ATP binding. The transcript is spliced from 28 exons. NCBI's taxonomy places the organism in Eukaryota, Metazoa, Chordata, Actinopteri, Syngnathiformes, Callionymidae. Gene Ontology annotation, biological process: positive regulation of transcription by RNA polymerase II; regulation of mRNA processing. The record is from RefSeq and is a predicted model, not a curated record. Bases 142 to 3888 code for a protein of 1248 amino acids.
CUAAGUUCGUUAUUUACGUCACUAGAAGAAGAGAGACCGCGGACCUGUUUGAGGACAAGACCAUCAAUUGCCUGGCUCGAGAGUGAACCAGUGUUAAAGCAGCUCAGUUCCACCUGACCUAAGUGAUGUUUUGACCGUACAAUGGCGGACAUUAAGAACUUCCUCUACGCCUGGUGUGGGAAGAAAAAGCUGACUCCCAACUAUGAUGUUCGAGCAGCCGGAAACAAGAACCGACAGAAGUUCUUGUGUGAGGUCCGUGUGGAGGGCUUCGCCUACACGGGGAUGGGCAACUCCACCAACAAGAAGGAUGCUCAGUCCAACGCGGCCAGAGACUUUGUUAACUACCUGGUGCGGGUCGGGGAGAUGAACGCAGCAGAAGUGCCGUCUGUUGGGCAGGUGACCUCUCCUGAGGGAAGCUACGGCCACCCGAGUGGGGGAGAGGGGAAUGGUGGUGGCCUGCCUGCCGGAGGUCCUCUGCCCCCCCACCUAAUGGUGAAAGCUGAACGAGAGGCGUGCGGCAGUGAUCCAGGGCCGAUAGCUGUGGGGUACCCAGGAGGUAGUGGAGGCGGAGCUGGGUGGGACCCUGGUGUCAACCUGAAGGAGUACUACAUGCGCCGAGAUGAAAUGGAUGCUCAGGCGACCCUUGAGUCAGAGGAGGUGGACCUGAACGCGAGUCUCCACGGAAACUGGACUCUCGAGAAUGCGAAGGCCCGUCUGAACCAGUUCUUCCAGAAGGAGAAAACCAAUGCAGAUUAUAAAUACAGUCAAGUGGGACCGGACCACAACAGGAGUUUCAUCGCGGAGAUGCAGCUGUUUGUCCGGCAGCUGGGCAGAAGGAUCACUGCUCGGGAGCACGGGUCCAACAAGAAGCUGGCAGCGCAGUCAUGUGCUCUGUCUGUGGUGCGGCAGCUGUACCACCUCGGAGUCAUUGAGUCCUUCUCUGGCAUCACCAAGAAGAAGGAAGGCGAGGCGCUGGACGUGUAUGAGGUGACCGUGGCUCCAGAGCUGCUCACGCAGAUCACCUCUCUGACGGAGGAGCUCGGAGUCCAGAUCCCACCGCCUCCUGAGGACCCGGGCAACCCAGUGUCCCUGGUCCAGGCCAAGAUGGCCACGUUUGAGCCGUCGCAGCGUCAGAGUGGAGCUGGAGUCGUGCCCUGGUCGCCCCCCCAGGUCAACUGGAACCCCUGGACCAGCAGCAACAUCGAUGAGGGUCCGCUGGCCUUCUGCACUCCGGAGCAGAUCAGUGGGGACAUCCACUGCGAGCUGACCCAGCAGCUGGAGAACGACAAAAACCUCCAACAGUUGCUGGUGGAGCGAGACAAGUUGCCAGUGAAACAGUUUGAGAAGGAGAUCAUGGACGCUGUGGACAACCACUCCGUGGUCAUCAUCAGGGGAGCGACUGGCUGCGGCAAGACCACCCAGGUGCCCCAGUACAUCCUGGACCGCUUCAUCAAAGACCAGCGUGCGUCCGACUGCAACAUCGUGGUGACCCAGCCCCGGAGGAUCAGCGCCGUGUCUGUGGCCGAGCGAGUGGCCUACGAGAGAGGCGAGGACCUGGGCAGGAGCUGUGGCUACAGCGUUCGAUUCGAGUCCGUCCUCCCCCGGCCGCACGCCAGCAUCCUUUUCUGCACCGUCGGAGUCCUGCUGAGGAAGCUGGAGGCAGGAAUCCGUGGGAUCAGUCACGUGAUCGUGGACGAGAUUCAUGAGCGCGACAUUAACACGGACUUCCUGAUGGUGGUCCUCAGAGAUGUGGUCCAGGCCUACCCAGAGAUCCGCGUCAUCCUGAUGUCGGCCACCAUCGACACAUCCAUGUUCAGAGAGUAUUUCUUCAACUGUCCCAUCAUAGAAGUGUGUGGCCGCACCUUCUCUGUCCAAGAGUAUUUCCUGGAGGACUGUAUACAGAUGACCAAUUUCACCCCUCCACCUCAAGACCGCAAGAAGAGGGACAAAGAUGAGGAGGCAGGCGACGAUGACAGCAACUGUAACCUGGUCUGCGGCCCGGAGUACUCGGGGGAGACCAAGCAUUCCAUGGCGCAGAUCAAUGAGAAGGAAACCUCAUUCGAGCUGGUGGAAGCGCUCCUCAAGUACAUUGAGACGCUUCAGGUUUCCGGCGCUGUCCUGGUUUUCCUGCCCGGCUGGAACCUCAUCUACUCGCUGCAGCGCCACCUGGAGUCCAACCCUCACUUCUCCCGUUUCCACUACCGGAUCCUGCCCCUGCACUCGCAGAUACCCCGAGAGGAGCAGAGGCUCGUCUUCGAGCCCGUCCCAGACAACAUACGGAAGGUGAUUCUGUCGACCAACAUCGCAGAGACCAGCAUCACCAUCAACGACGUGGUCUAUGUCAUCGACUCCUGCAAGCAGAAGGUGAAGCUCUUCACGUCUCACAACAACAUGACCAACUACGCCACCGUCUGGGCGUCAAAAACCAAUCUGGAGCAGCGCAAAGGUCGAGCUGGGAGAGUCCGUCCCGGGUUUUGCUUUCACCUCUGCAGCCGCGCUCGCUUUGAGAGGUUGGAGACUCACAUGACCCCGGAGAUUUUCAGGACGCCGCUCCAUGAAGUUGCCCUCAGCAUCAAACUCCUGAGACUCGGUGCCAUCGGGCACUUCCUGUCUAAAGCCAUUGAACCUCCCCCGCUGGAUGCGGUGAUAGAGGCGGAGCACACUUUGCGAGAGCUGGACGCCCUAGACACAAAUGACGAAUUGACUCCUCUGGGUCGGAUUCUCGCCCGUCUGCCCAUUGAACCUCGACUGGGGAAGAUGAUGAUCAUGGGCUGCAUCUUCCAUGUUGGAGAUGCCAUGUGCACCAUCUCAGCUGCCUCCUGCUUCCCAGAACCAUUUAUCAACGAGGGGAAACGACUGGGCUUUGUUCACCGCAACUUCGCCGGCAGCCGUUUCUCGGAUCACGUGGCCUUGCUCGCUGUGUUUCAAGCAUGGGAUGACGUCCGGAUCAAUGGAGAGGAGACGGAGCUCCAGUUCUGCGAGCACAAGCGUCUGAACGUCUCGACACUGAGGAUGACUUGGGAGGCCAAAGUUCAGCUGAAGGACAUCCUUGUCAACUCUGGAUUUCCUGAGGAGAGUCUGAUGAACCAGAUGUUCAACACCACGGGACCUGACAACAACCUGGACCUGGUGGUCUCCCUGCUGACCUUCGGCUCGUACCCCAACGUCUGUUACCACAAGGAAAAGAGGAAGAUACUGACCACCGAAGGGCGCAAUGCCCUCAUCCACAAGUCCUCUGUCAACUGCCCCUUCAGCAGCCACGACAUGACCUACCCAUCGCCGUUCUUCGUCUUCAGCGAGAAGAUACGGACUCGGGCCAUCUCCGCGAAGGGCAUGACCCUGGUGACCCCCCUGCAGCUGCUGCUGUUCGCCUGCAAGAAGGUGACGUCCAGCGGUGGCGUGGUGGAGCUGGAUGAAUGGAUCAAGCUCAGGAUGCUCCACCAGGUGGCUGGUGGGAUCCUGGCUCUAAGGGCUGCGAUGGAAGCUCUGGUGGUGGAAGUGACCAAAGAUCCAGAGUUCAUCGCUCAGCUGGACCAAACCAACCAGCGGGUGCUCAACCUGAUCCGACACAUCUCCAAACCUUCCGCCUCUGGGAUCAAUCUGAUGGCCACCAAUCAGAGGAUGGGGGACGGCCCACGACCACCCAAGAUGGCACGCUUUGAUGGAGGAGGGGGAGGCUACAGAGGAGGCUGGGGCAGGGGCUACAACGGAGGUGGAGGCAGGGGGUACCGUGGAGGCGGAGGGUACCGAGGAGGCGGAGGAUACCGUGGAGGGCCCUACCACCGGGGAGGGGGAUAUCAGGGAGGUGGUUAUGGAGGGGGACACAGAGGCGGAGGCGGCUUCAGAGGGGGGCGGGGCGGAGGCUACAGAGGAGGUGGAGGCUACUGAAUCCCUCUGGAUCCACCUACCUGAAAACAUGUGCCCUCAAAUGGUUAAGAUAACAGAGUUCACAUCUCCAGAGUCAACUGAUCGUUUGUUUAUGUUUAUUACAUUAAAGAACUAAAUCAAGAGCCACCUGGUGGACAACUGUGUCACAGCAGGCUUUCCUGAGAUCGAACACGGCGACGUGGAGCUGGACUGGAGUGCAUCACUUCUGGGUGAGAGGUGAUGGACAGAGCAGCAGACUCCAGCGCCAGAUUAAAAACAUCCGAAUAAAAUGUGUGCUUUGUGUUGAGUCACCAAUAUGGAGAAACACAGUGAGCCAGCAGGGUGCUCCAACGUGGGCAGUUGAGGAAAUAAAUAAACAAAGCCGGGCCAAUCAGCAGCUGCCGUUCCGGAACUCUCCAUUCUCAGUGAUUGACAGUUUGGUCUGGUUGCUAGGUGACAGACCAUUGUGGACGUUUGGGCAAUUGUAGCGAUCCUUCACCUGUGACAGUGCCGCCAUGAGGCGAGCAUUGGCGGCAUCUAGGGAGACGAUCCGCUGCUCCUGAUUGGACAAAAAGGAGAGACAAGAAGUCAGAGGGGAAGUAACAUCUAAAAUCUGGGUGUGACCAACAGGUGGCGACACACUCACCUGAGCACUGAUGAUUUUCUGCUUGGUCUCGAUCA